GGGUUAAAUCCCAGAGACUUUUAGAGAAAUGUCUAGAACUUUCUCUACGACUUUAUAAAGUGUAGAACCACAGCGAGCCGAGAUCAUAGGAACCGCAAGAGAACGGGACAACAAUUCUGCAUGGAUUCAUUUCGAGUGGAGGUGAACUGAACUCAUCUGGACAGCCAGCUCGGACAGAAGCCGCUGUUUACCUUUUUUUUUUUGCAAGAGAAGCAACUUUAAUAAAUAACGUGCCUGAUGGUAAAAAUGGGGAAGGAUUAUUACAGUGUUUUGGGGAUUCAGAAGGGCGCAUCCGAUGAUGAAAUCAAGAAAGCAUAUCGCAAACAAGCGCUCAAAUACCAUCCGGACAAGAACAAGUCACCGGGCGCCGAGGAGAAGUUCAAGGAGAUCGCUGAAGCUUAUGACGUGUUGAGCGACCCGAAAAAGAAAGACAUAUAUGACAGAUUUGGUGAAGAAGGGCUGAAGGGAGGCAUCCCUGGCGGUGGAGGUGGUGGCGGUAAUUUCACCUACACAUUCCAAGGUGACCCUCAUGCAAUGUUUUCCGAAUUUUUCGGCGGACGGAACCCUUUCGAACACAUUUUCGGCCGCAACGGUGGCAUGGAUGAGGACAUGGAAACUGAUGACCCUUUCGCUAGUUUUGGGAUGGGUGGCAUGGGUGGUUUCCCCCGGACCUUUGGCACACGCGGUCAUGGCGGGAGACUGGAGAAAAGACAGGACCCUCCGGUGACCCAUGAACUUCGGGUCAGUCUAGAAGAAGUGUUCACUGGCUGCACAAAGAAAAUGAAAAUCUCUCGCAAGCGCCUGAAUCCCGAUGGAAGAACGACGCGCACAGAAGACAAGAUCCUUACGUUAGAAGUGAAGAAAGGAUGGAAGGAGGGAACCAAGAUUACUUUCCCCAAGGAAGGUGAUGAGACGCUGACAAAUAUCCCUGCCGAUGUAGUGUUUGUGGUGAAGGAUAAGCCACAUCCUGUGUACAGACGAGAUGGAUCGGACAUCAUUUAUCCAGCUAAAAUUUCACUCAAAGAUGCACUCUGUGGUUGCACGGUUAAUGUUCCAGCAUUGGAUGGUCGCACGUUCACAGUAACGUCUCAGGAUAUUGUCCGGCCUGGAAUGAAACGGCGUGUCACUGGGGAGGGUCUUCCCCUUCCAAAAUCACCAGAUCGCCGUGGGGACCUAAUUGUGGAAUAUGAAGUUAAAUUCCCUGAAAGGCUGAGUCAGAGUGCCAAGGACACGAUCGCAAACGUUUUGCCAGCUUCUUGAGCUGUUUUUCGAAUUAUAUUGGCGCUGUUACCAAGGGGAUUUUACUUUUUCUAUGGUUUCAAGGUAGUUCAUCAGACAUCCCAAACAAGGUAUCCCUGAUCUGGUGACCUUUUUGGAGCACUGCAUCUGUAAUGCACUGCCAUUGAGAGACUGAUCAAAAACAAAGCUAGAUUAGACUUGCUUUUUGCCUCCUUUGUUAUGUUCAUUUUGAACUUGUGUUUCCUUGGGGUCUGGAACAGCCGAAAGUCCAUGCGUUCACUUCAGCUGCGCCUCUUGGCCAGUGUUUGAAUGUGCACUACAAACUUGAGUUUACAGAGUAAGAAGUGUAUUUUCUGUUUGAAUGUAUAACUCCAAAGAAAGGAAGUCGAGAGGUUUUCUUUCUUUUCUGUAUUUCACUAAUGCUGUCUGAUGGAACUGUUUUGUGAUAUCAUUAAAAGUGAUCUACAAAUAUAAUGGUGGCCCCAAAGUUGAGGCAUUUAUAAUUAUUUUAGAGGUUUUGCAUACGUUGCUUGGAUCCACCCUCUGAGUCUGAUUUGUUUGAAAACAGCUUUUUAUUCAGAUGCGGUGUGGUCAGAAACAGGAAGUUGGAAAACAAAUACACUUUUCUUUACAUCUCAUGUUAUAAUUGUUACUCUGUGAUAAUAAAUAUGUUUUGAUGCACAAAGUAACAUUCAUUAUUAAAAGGUUGUGGGAUAUUUAAAGUGGGACAAUCACAGCUGUGUAUCUGAUUAUACCAGUAUAUGUUUUGGAGACUUAUGUUUUGAUUAUCCAAAGUAUUUAAUUUAAAAGUAUAGGAACAUAGUUUUGUUCUUGAAUCAAAAUCUUUUCCCACAUUCUACUAGAAUAGCCUGUGUUUGGCUAGUAACCUGUGUAUUAAAUAAUAGACUAAGAAUACACCAACAUUAUCUUUUUAUUGAAACUAUACUUUUGUCUUUGGUAGAAAUGCAAUUGCUAAACUUGGGAGCAUGUGAUACUGUGUGUUUUUGAGGUGAAAAUGUUUUUAUAAAGGACUAAAUGAGAAGAUUGUUUGAAAGGAAGUAAAAAUGUAUUUUAAAAUGUUA
This is a messenger RNA of Myxocyprinus asiaticus (Chinese sucker), 2321 nucleotides long. RefSeq names its product DnaJ heat shock protein family (Hsp40) member B1b (gene dnajb1b). The transcript is spliced from 3 exons. Gene Ontology annotation, molecular function: Hsp70 protein binding; transcription corepressor activity. The coding region runs from base 238 to 1260 and encodes 340 amino acids. Lineage: Eukaryota; Metazoa; Chordata; Actinopteri; Cypriniformes; Catostomidae. Gene Ontology annotation, cellular component: cytosol. The record is from RefSeq and is a predicted model, not a curated record.